Messenger RNA from Gadus chalcogrammus (walleye pollock), 2261 nucleotides. It is a transcript of the gene shtn2, whose product is annotated as shootin 2. The record is from RefSeq and is a predicted model, not a curated record. The transcript has 13 exons. NCBI's taxonomy places the organism in Eukaryota, Metazoa, Chordata, Actinopteri, Gadiformes, Gadidae. Bases 47 to 1648 code for a protein of 533 amino acids.
UUCCUAGGUGACCAGAGAGAACAGGGUCCUGAAGAGGAGGAGCCAGAUGAUGAUGCCUCUUAUCGAGGAGCUGCCUGAGCAAAUGGCGGAUGGUGUGAUGAUGGCCGACCCCCUGGCGGACGCCGCGGAGGAGGGUCUGGAGGAGGACGGCAGCGGUGAGGCGGACGCCGGUCUGCACAGCCAGGCCAAGAUGGACGAGCUCCAGGCCAUGGUAGACAGCCUCCUGUCUGAGAAGAUGGGUUUGGAGAAACUGGUCAGCAGUCUGAACGCAGAGAUGACCCUGCUGAAGGAACAGCUAGAGGUGGAGGUUAAGGAGAAAGACGCCAUCUUAAAUAAAAUGAACAAGCAGAGCAAGACCAUGAACAAGAUGAAACGAGUCUCCCAGCUGGUGACGGAGGAGUUCUCUGAGAUGUCUCAGCAGCUGGAACUGGAGCAGGGGCUGCGCCAGCACGCUGAGGUCCUCGCCCACCAGGUGUUGGUGGAGGACCAGGAGAUCCAGAGGAGGAACCAGCAGCUGAAGGACAACUCGGAGACCAGCAAGCAACUCCUGCACACCCUGGGGAUGGUCUCCACCAUCAGCAUGACGCUACGGGACAUACAGCUCCACUACCACAACCAGAGCCACGGUGUGAUAAGGGAGAGUAUGGUCCUGUCCGAGCUGAAGACCCUCCGAAUGGAGCAGGAGAUGAAGGAGAAGGAGAGGAGGAGCCUGGAGGUCCAGCUGACGGAGGCUCGGGACACCAUCCAGCAUCUCCAGAGAGAAGUGUACCACUUGAAGCAGGCAUUGAAAGAAGAGCAGGAAAAAGGCAGACAAGCAGGGGAGAACUCCCUUUCAGCUCGUCCUUCUCCUCCACUGGCGUGUCCUCCUCCUCCUCCACUGGGGUGUCCUCCUCCUCCUCCACUGGGGUGUCCUCCUCCUCCUCCACUGGGGUGUCCUCCUCCUCCUCCACUGGGGUGUCCUCCUCCUCCUCCUCCUCCUCCUCCUCCUCCUCCACCACCUCCUCCACCACCAGCUCCUUGUCCUUCUGACAUCAACAUCAACCCACUUGAUGCCAUACGGGAAAGGAAGAAGAAAGGAGCAUCAGAAGUGAAUAAUCAGAAAAAAGCAGCAGCUCUGGGGGACCUGAAGGGCCGAGCGGUGGACGAGAUGAUGGACAGGAUCAAGAAGGGCAUCAUCCUCAGGCCCUCCGUCAAACCCCCGCCGGUCCCUCAAAGCGACGAGAGCUCCUGGGAGGACUCAAGGAGUGAAAAAAGGAAAUCUGCAGUUCUUGAGUUGAAAGGAAUGCUGGACACCAUGAGACUCAAGGAUCAGCAGCGAGCGGCAUCCAGUCACAGGAGGAUGCAGCGGAACGUGGGCUCGCCGGAGCUGAUGCGGGUGCUCCAGAGGAGGAGGCGGGCCAUCGGAGAAGGUGGCGACGGGCAAUUCGCCACUCAAACAGAGGACUCCCAGGCAUCCCACCCGUGGAGCCCAGCGUCCGGAGCUGCUGCCUGGGGGGAAGAGGACGGCGGAGCCCCCGUGCUCCGGAGGCUCAGACAGAACCGGGAGAAGAGGGACUCCCGCAUCCGAGCGUCAACAGUGGUCCUUGGCGAGGACUUAGACGAAGAGCCCCCCAAGGGAGACGACCCGUCAAAGGAGGAGGGGAAAUAAGGACGACAUGGAGCCAAGAGAUAAACAAUACGAGUUUGAAUCGAGUGAUCGCUAAUUUUUUUAUUGACUAUUGACUUCAGUUCUCUUUUAUGGGAUGCUUUUGUCCAAAGGAAUUAACAGUGAAAUCAGAAGCGUGUCGUUAAGGAGCAGGUUAGAGGUUGGGGAGGCAUCUUGCUCCUUGGGGAUCGAACCCAGUACCUUUUCGUAGGUUGGGAAUAUAACAUCCUAGCCAGUACACCACCCUCCUUCCCCACACGUCUAAUGUGCAACCAAAACCAAGCAUGUGUUUGUUUAAUUGUUCUGUGUAAAUGCAUAAAUAUCAAGAAAAGAUAGAAUAUUAGCCAAUAGGUUUGGUUGAUAGUCAUUUCCCUACCCAGAAGUUCUUGCAGGCAGCUCUUGACCCAGGGAGGAGUUCAGCUGUCCAAAGGUUCCUUCAAACUGUAACCGAAACCAAACCCAACUUCUCAUCCGAAUUCCACAUUUCACAUCCACAUUUUCUCCAUUCAAAGAGAAGCAGCGACUUAACGCGCCUUACAAACACCUUUUCGCCUGACCCACUCCAGAAAGACACGUCAGGAAGGGUCAAUAAAAUAUAGAUGCGUGAGAAUACUUA